Messenger RNA from Anolis carolinensis (green anole), 2034 nucleotides. RefSeq names its product PAF1 homolog, Paf1/RNA polymerase II complex component (gene paf1). The transcript is spliced from 14 exons. The record is from RefSeq and is a predicted model, not a curated record. Gene Ontology annotation, molecular function: RNA polymerase II complex binding; chromatin binding. The coding region runs from base 127 to 1785 and encodes 552 amino acids. Lineage: Eukaryota; Metazoa; Chordata; Lepidosauria; Squamata; Anolidae. Gene Ontology annotation, cellular component: Cdc73/Paf1 complex. Gene Ontology annotation, biological process: transcription elongation by RNA polymerase II.
UCGGCCUUAACGUUUCUUAUCGGAUACACCGGAAGUGUGGGGAAGAACAGGACUACAUUUCCCAGCGGGCUUUGCGACUACAUCGGAAGCGCCGGGAAGUCAAGCUUCCUGUCGCUGUUGAUCGCCAUGGCGCCCACCAUCCAGACUCAGGCGCAGCGGGAGGAGCCGGGCCACAGGCCCAACUCUCACCGAGCGCUUCCUGAAAGAUCCGGGGUCGUGUGCAGAGUCAAGUACUGCAACAGCCUCCCUGACAUCCCCUUUGACCCCAAGUUCAUCACAUAUCCCUUUGACCAGAACAGGUUUGUGCAGUACAAAGCCACCUCUCUGGAGAAGCAGCACAAGCAUGACUUGCUGACGGAGCCCGACUUGGGCGUCACCAUCGACUUGAUCAACCCUGACACGUACCGCAUCGACCCCAGCGUUCUUUUGGACCCAGCGGAUGAGAAGUUGCUGGAGGAGGAGAUCCAAGCCCCAGCCAGUUCCAAGAGGUCCCAGCAGCAUGCCAAAGUUGUACCAUGGAUGAGGAAGACUGAAUAUAUCUCCACAGAGUUCAACAGAUACGGUGUCUCCAAUGAGAAGCCAGAGGUUAAGAUUGGUGUGUCAGUCAAGCAACAGUUCACAGAGGAGGAGAUCUACAAGGACAGGGACAGCCAGAUCGCAGCCAUUGAAAAGACCUUUGAGGAUGCUCAGAAAUCUAUAUCGCAGCAUUACAGCAAGCCCCGGGUGACCCCAGUGGAGGUCAUGCCUGCCUUCCCCGACUUCAAGAUGUGGAUCAACCCGUGUGCUCAGGUCAUCUUUGACUCCGACCCAGCGCCAAAGGAUACCAGUGGCACAGCAGCUCUGGAGAUGAUGUCUCAGGCCAUGAUCAGGGGUAUGAUGGAUGAAGAAGGGAACCAAUUUGUGGCCUACUUCCUGCCGGUGGAAGAAACAAUGCGGAAACGGAAGCGGGACCAAGAUGAGGAGAUGGAUUAUGCUCCUGAGGAUGUGUACGAGUAUAAGAUUGCUCGGGAAUACAACUGGAACGUCAAGAACAAGGCCAGCAAGGGCUAUGAGGAAAACUACUUCUUCAUUUUCCGUGAGGGCGAUGGUGUCUACUACAAUGAACUGGAGACCAGGGUGCGUCUCAGUAAGCGCCGGGCCAAGGCCGGGGUGCAGUCGGGAACCAACGCUGUGCUGGUGGUGAAGCACAGAGACAUGAACGAGAAGGAGUUAGAGGCCCAGGAAGCCCGCAAAGCCCAACUGGAGAACCACGAACCGGAGGAGGAAGAAGAGGAGGAGAUGGACUUGGGCAAGGAGGCUCAAGGAUCAGACGAAGAGCCGGAGAAAGGCAGCGAGAGCGAGAAAGAGGCCAGCGAGGCAGAGGAGGAGGAGGAGGAGGAGGCCCGUUCGGCCAGCGAGAGCGAGGCGGAGGCCAGCGAAGAGGAGGUGGCUGGGGCCGAGGAAGAGGAGGAGGAGAGCGAGGAGGACGAAAGGGCGGCCCGCGACAAGGAAGAGAUCUUUGGCAGCGACGACGACGAGGACUCCGAGCAAGAGGGCGGCCAGGCUGAGGGAGAGGAGGACGAGGAGGAGAGCGGAAGUGAGGAGGAGGAGGAAGAGGAAGAAGAGGAGGAGGAGGAAGACGGAGGAAGCAGCACUCGCCGCCAGCAAGGCCAAGGCAGCCGCAGCCCCUUCCUCAGCGGCAGCGAUCGCUCCAACCACGAAGACGAAGAGGAGGAGGAAGAAGGCGAGGUCAGCGGAAGCGAGGCCCAGUCCGAGUCCAGCGAAGAAGGCAGCGAGAGUGACUGAGGCUCUUCAUGUUCACGGGGAGCGAGACUGGAUUCCUCACGCGGGGGAAAGAGAACCUCAGGGCAACGUCUUGUCUUGUGGCGCAAGGAGGACCCGACUCUGGCCACCCUUCUCAGGCCGAAGGACUGUGCCAUUGAAGGCACUUGUGUAUAUCAGAGAGAGAUUUGUUUUAUUUUAUCCCUUUGUGUUUCCCCUUCUGUACAUAAUCAUGUAUUGUGUUCCUGACAAUAAAGUCUUCCAUUCCUUUUC